UAUUAUGUUGCACUUUGUACUUUGUACUUAUUUGCUCUCCCCGUUGUUUUUUAAGUAGGUACCUAGGUAUCUCUCUACCUUAGGUAAUCAUCCUGGAAGCCGGUAAGAGGAUGUACCUAGGUACCUAACAUAUGUAAUCUAUUCGACUGCCACCGCCACAUUUUCUCCGCCUCAAUUCAAAUGACAUCGAUUCAAUUUGAUCCAUUGAAUUAAUCCCAUUGAUGAUCUAAUCAGAUAAGGAAGUGUUAAAUCAUACCAUCGGAGCUAGAUAACAAAUCCACUAUCCACCGUUCCCGGGUCUGGUCUGGUCUUGCUACUACUUACAUCUCAUCUAUGGAUAUAAGUUUAUAAAUAUGAUAUAAUAAUAAUAAUCAAUUCGAGAUCUCCAACUACAUAAUUUCAUUUAUUCUUGCUUUAGGUAGCCAUGUCUUUACCGAGAAUACAAAAAACAUGCGCAGUGCGCCAAACAUUACAAUCUCCCUUACGAGAUUUUCUUCUUCCUGCCUUGUCCCAGCCAACUCGAAGACAAUUCUUAAGUACAACCACGAAAAAUAAUGCAACAGUAUCUCCCUCGUCAUCCUCGCCAUCUUCGGCUGACCCGUCGAGGUCUCAAUCUAAGCGGAAGCCUCUUACACAGGAGCAACGCGAUUUUCUCUCUUCAGCUCUCCGUGUGAACCAAGCCGGAGAACUGGCUGCCACUUUGAUCUACACGGCCCAAACGCCACCGCUUGUCAAUGCGCACCCCCACCUUCGGCCCUUGAUGGCUCAUAUGUACGCCCAGGAAGAGGGCCACUUCAACACCUUCAACUCUCUCAUCGCCAAACACCGCGUGCGCCCCACGGCUCUUUACCCCAUCUGGUCCGUCUUAGCGACGGGGUUGGGUUGGUCAACGGCGGUUAUGGGAAGGGAGGCCGCGAUGGCUUGCACGGAAGCUGUCGAGACGGAGAUCGGUGACCAUUAUAACAACCAAAUACGAACGUUGCUGGAAAUGUUCGAGCAGUGGGAGGCCGAAGGGUAUGAAGUAGGCGACGAGCUACAAACCCUAAUUACGACGCUUCGGCGGAUACGGGAUGAAGAGUUGGAGCAUCUAGAUCACGCCGUUGAUAACGAUGCGAAAAAGGCCGAGCCGCACUGGCUAUUAACUGGUGUCAUACGGUUGGGAUGCAGGGGCGCAAUAUGGGUUAGCGAGAGGGUAUGAUGUUGCCAUACCAACGAACCCAAUUGUUAUCAGCCUGUUAGCAGCCUCAAUAAGCCGUGAUGAUGGCACUUCUCUGAGCCUUCUCUGGCAUGCCAUCCCAGUAUAUGAUGGCGGGUUAUCCUUAUUACUCCUCCGCCUUCGAGUUGUCGCCAGCCCGCUUUUGUCGAGUUGUUAUCCUUUCAGCUUAAAGGAUCUCAACUAAGGCUAGUAACUAUGAGAUUCGUUCGGCACGAAUGGUAAAACUAUACUUGGGCAAAAUUAUACAUGUUGCACAACUGCUACCACACAGAUUGGGGUGAUAUAGAUCACAGACAUGUAGUUUGUAAGAUAUUCUACUGCAUUCUUAUGAAUAAGAGAAGGAUAAAAAACCAAUUACAUCAUUGAACACCAGCAUCUCGGUUUAAACUUCGUCCCUAGGUAGUAAACAUACCUACCCUAAAAC
Messenger RNA from Daldinia caldariorum, 1640 nucleotides. RefSeq names its product COQ7-domain-containing protein. Gene Ontology annotation, biological process: ubiquinone biosynthetic process. The transcript has 2 exons. Gene Ontology annotation, cellular component: mitochondrial inner membrane. NCBI's taxonomy places the organism in Eukaryota, Fungi, Ascomycota, Sordariomycetes, Xylariales, Hypoxylaceae. The record is from RefSeq and is a predicted model, not a curated record. Bases 425 to 1198 code for a protein of 257 amino acids. Gene Ontology annotation, molecular function: 3-demethoxyubiquinol 3-hydroxylase activity.